This is a messenger RNA of Onthophagus taurus, 1769 nucleotides long. Its product is annotated as solute carrier family 25 protein Shawn. Lineage: Eukaryota; Metazoa; Arthropoda; Insecta; Coleoptera; Scarabaeidae. Gene Ontology annotation, cellular component: mitochondrion. Gene Ontology annotation, biological process: mitochondrial transmembrane transport. The record is from RefSeq and is a predicted model, not a curated record.
GACAGUCCAAAUGUCAUCAAAACUCUAACCACAACUCUUACAAAAUCCAAAAAAAAACAACAAAAUUUCAUAUAAAUCAGUUCCCGUUUAAUUUUUAUCUUUAAAAUUGUGCGAUGUAAUCGUAAAUUUAUUUUCUUGCUAAAUUACGGCGGAACAAUGAGCGCACGCGCAAUGUCACCAUCGCGUGUUGUUUUGACGUUUCUGAAGAAACAUGCUACAUUUCGGGACCUUUAACCGACACAAAAUAAGCUUUUAACCGACCGAACUAAGUUUAAGAUGAAUGAUAACGUGGAGAAAACACGGGACAUCGAUGAUCCUCGAUUUCGAACAACGCCCGCCCAGCAGGUGGCCGCAUCCUGCACCGGCGCCGUCAUAACCUCAUUUUUUGUUACCCCAUUGGACGUCGUAAAAAUACGCAUGCAAGCGCAAAAAAAGGCGAUGUCAAGAUGUUUUUUAUAUUGUAACGGGUUAAUGGAUCACAUUUGUGGGUGCGAACCUCAAAAGAAUUUAUGGUUUAAUAGACCGGGGCAGUUUAAUGGAACGAUGGAUGCUUUUGUUAAAAUUACAAAAUCGGAAGGCCUUUCAUCGUUGUGGAGCGGUUUAAGUCCGACUUUAGUAUUGGCAAUUCCCGCGACUGUAAUUUAUUUUGUAACUUACGAACAGUUAAGGUUAAAUUUGAAAGAUCGUCACAAUUUGAAUCGAAAUCAAAACUUAUCGAAAGAACAACCAAUGUGGAUUCCUUUAGUGGCAGGGGGAACCGCCCGUAUCAUUUCAGCAUCGUUAGUUAGCCCAUUGGAAUUAAUUCGAACAAAAAUGCAAUCAACUAGACUCUCUUAUUUUGAAAUUGGCGAGGCUCUCAAAGUUUUAAUAAAACAAGACGGAAUUUGGGGGCUUUGGAAAGGUGUCUUUGCUACUUUAUUAAGGGAUGUGCCGUUUUCGGCUAUGUAUUGGACGAGUUAUGAAGCGAUAAAGUCCUUUGGACCUGGUGUUCCUUCAUUUGGUUAUAGCUUUAUGGCCGGUGCAAUUUCUGGUUCUAUAGCUGCAACUUUAACAGUCCCUUUUGAUGUUGUGAAAACUCAUCAGCAAAUUGAAUUAGGUGAACGAGUUAUUAAUGGUGACUCAUUAAAACCGAAAUCAACUUGGCAAAUAAUUACUCAUUUAUAUCGAGAGUAUGGCUAUAGAGGUCUUGUAACAGGGUUAGCUCCAAGAUUGAUUAAAGUCGCCCCGGCUUGCGCGAUAAUGAUUGCCACAUUCGAACACAGUAAAAUAGCUUUCAACAGGUUAGCUAAUUCACAAUAUUUCAGUAAUUACGAAUCGUCAACAAUUUCUCCAAAAUCAACUUACCAAGUAACCAAAGAAUCAUCGACUUCGAUGACUUUGGAGAUAAGUAAAAGAUCGGGAUCUGAGGAGGUUUUGUAGUUUGUAAGAAAUAAUUGUUAAUAUUAUUUUUUGUGUUAGAUUAGAGGAAGAUGAUUGAGUUUUGUGAGGAAAUAAUUGAAAAAAAUAAUAAUAAUAGUCGGAUCUAAUUUGAUUUUCAAGUUGUAUAAAAGAGGAUGUGGAAGACAAUUUGAUGUAUAUAUUUUUAUUUAUUGUAAGUCAAUUGGGUAACAAUAAUACAAUCUUUUUUAAAUCUAAAUAAGUUAGUUAUUAUAGUUUUAAUAUAAGAAUUGUCACAACCAAUAUUGUACCACUACCGUGUUGAGAAUCAUUUGGAUAUGAAUUCUUGCACAAAACUUAAAUAAUAAUUAAUAUAAUAAAAUAAUUUAAGA